Messenger RNA from Westerdykella ornata, 1284 nucleotides. RefSeq names its product MFS general substrate transporter. NCBI's taxonomy places the organism in Eukaryota, Fungi, Ascomycota, Dothideomycetes, Pleosporales, Sporormiaceae. Gene Ontology annotation, cellular component: fungal-type vacuole membrane. The record is from RefSeq and is a predicted model, not a curated record. Gene Ontology annotation, molecular function: transmembrane transporter activity. Gene Ontology annotation, biological process: transmembrane transport. The transcript has 6 exons. Bases 1 to 1284 code for a protein of 427 amino acids.
AUGUCCCAUGACACCAUAUCCAAGCGUGAGCUUCACAGUACGACGGACAUUGAACCUCUCAAACCCCAACCAGGCCCAGAAGGUGGGGCCCAAGCCUGGCUCACUCUUGCUGGUUCGUUCCUGGUCAACUACUCCACCUUCGGUCUUAUCAAUAGUUUCGGGUUCUUUCAAAACUACUAUCAGAACUAUGCCUUCCACAACGUACCGCCAUCCACCAUCGCAUUUAUUGGGACCCUUCAAAUCAUGCUCACGAACAUACUAGGCGCCAUAUCUGGAGCUCUAUGCGACUCUUACAACGUCAAAUAUCUCUACACUGCGUCAGGCCUUGGACUUGUAUCUUCAAUGAUAGUUCUCUCAUACAUCAACCACGGUCCUCUUUGGCAAGCCUUUCUUGUCCAGGGUUUAUUCAUGGGCCUCUCCAUCGCCUUUGGAGCACAGCCAGCGCUGGUGGCGGCUGGCCAGCACUUCAAACAGCGUCGUGCCUUUGCUAUGGCUAUAGUCAUAGGAGGCUGUGCACUGGGUGGUGUAUGCUUUCCUCUGAUGUUAUCGCAAUUAGUCCCAAAAGUUGGGUUCUCUUGGUCACUAAGGCUAGCCUCAUUCAAGGUGGCAAUGUGUUACUCCACUGCCAUAGCCAUCUCAACAAGCAAGCACGCGAGAAAACCGCUUCGCGGAAUUUUUCACUCGCUUGUUGAUUUCGGAGGGUUUCAAGAUAGACGGUAUUUGGUUCUCGCUAUAGGGGCCUGGUUCGCGAACGUGGGAAUCUGGAUACCCAACUACUACAUUGAGACAUAUUGUAUGAUUAUUGAUCCAACCGCACCAAUCAAGGGAUACUUGUUGCCCCUUAUUAACGGUACUAGCAUUUUGGGCAUGAUUCUUGGAGGUCUCAUGGGCGAUCAAAUCGGCCGCCUCAACGUUUUAUACCACAUGGCACUUAUCCUAGGUCUGCUUUGCACAAUGUGGGCUUUGUCAUCAACCGUCACCAUUCUCGUUGCUUUCGCGAUACUCUUCGGCUUCUUCUCCGGAGCAUAUGUAGCGCUUGUUCCCUCGGCGGUUGGCCAGAUAUCGCCCGAUGAGAAACUUGGGGGCCGAAUUGGGGCUUUUUAUAGUCUCGUUGCAUUCUCCAGUGUCGUUGGGACGCCCGUGGGAGGGUUGUUGAUCACGGAUCACACAAAAGGAGGCUACCAGGGGGUGAUACUCUAUGCUGGAGCAACUCUGAGUCUCGGCGGCGUCCUCAUGCUAGCAAGCAGGUUGUUGCAUGAUACUAGUCUUCGCGCCAGGUGGUGA